This is a messenger RNA of Malaya genurostris, 1955 nucleotides long. It is a transcript of the gene TH1, whose product is annotated as negative elongation factor D. Gene Ontology annotation, biological process: negative regulation of transcription elongation by RNA polymerase II. Gene Ontology annotation, cellular component: nucleus; NELF complex. NCBI's taxonomy places the organism in Eukaryota, Metazoa, Arthropoda, Insecta, Diptera, Culicidae. The record is from RefSeq and is a predicted model, not a curated record. Gene Ontology annotation, molecular function: RNA binding. Bases 113 to 1873 code for a protein of 586 amino acids. The transcript has 4 exons.
UCCACAAUAAAUCGAGUGACGCGAUAUUCCUCUUUUUCGACUGUUUUAUUUAUGUUUACUAGUAUUCUAGAGUACGUUAAUAGGAGCGUCUUAGAUCGGAACAUUAUAAACUAUGAGCGCAAUGGCCGAAGAAUUCGAAGAAGAGGGUUGGAUGAAUCGCGGUAACCAACACGGCGAGGAAGAGGCUGAUGGACAUGAUGAGCCACUGGAAAAUCCUCAAGAGGUACUCACAGAAUGCCUGGGGAAGUUUGCUACGUCUGAUUACAUUAUGGAACCGGGAAUAUUUGCUCAACUCAAACGAUAUUUUCAAGCCGGCGGAACCCCGGAGCAAGUCAUCAAUCAACUAUCAGCAAAUUAUACUGCUGUAGCUCAGAUGGCAAAUCUGCUAGCUGAAUGGCUUAUUCUAGCUGGAGUUCGCGUCACCGAUGUCCAAGCUAUGGUUGAAAAUCACCUAAAAGAUAUGAUCCUAAAAACGUUCGAUCCUAAGAAAGCAGAUAAAAUUUUCACCGAAGAGGGAGAAACUCCGGCGUGGUUGACGGAAAUGAUAGAACAUCAUACAUGGAGAUCACUGAUUUAUCGGUUGGCAGAAGAGUAUCCGGAUUGUCUUAUGUUGAAUUUUACCAUCAAAUUGAUUUCCGACGCUGGGUUCCAGAGCGAAAUAACAUCAAUUUCCACGGCAGCUCAGCAAAUUGAAGUGUUUUCGCGCGUACUGAAAACAUCAAUUGCUAAGUUUUUAAACCACCCCGAAGACUGGCAGAGUGCGAUUCACGAAUGUGCCAAAAUGGUUUGCCACGGUCAGCAUACUUACGUUUACAGUCAGGUAUUGAUCCAGGUUCUCUCACAGGAACCGAAGGGAGGUUUUAUCAUGAAACGACUGGCACAAGAAAUUACAAAAUAUGCGCUCAAGAAUAACCACAAUGUUACCCCUAUCACGAUGGCUCUGAAUGGUUCGGCUCGACAUCCGCAAGCUUGCGAAGCUUUAACUUCUAUGUUGACAAGGAAUGCAUUAAAUCCCGCUGAUAUUACAGUGCUUUAUCGUAAUUAUUCAUCACCGGAGCCACCGCCAAUCGAUCUCAUUCGUAAUCCACAAUUUCUGGAUUUGUUAGUCGAUUCCCUCUUCAAGGUAGGGGUAAAGAUCAAUCAGGAGCACAAGUCCAAGUACAUCUAUCUGCUGGCGUAUGCGGCUAGUGUUUGUGAAACAUCCGGAAAGAAAAGUCAGCCAAAAGGUCAACGAACCACCAACAAAGAUGAACUGAAACCGACCAUUCAGGCCGUUGAGAAAGUUCACGCUAUUUGCAACGUAAAUCGAGGAUCAACCGAAUUGAUUGCUGAAAUUUCUACCCUAUAUAACUGCAUUCGCUUUCCAGUCGUCGGAGUUGGUGUGAUCCGUUGGGUGGAAAAUACUGUCACCGAACCAUCCUAUUUUAAACUGUGUACCGAAAGCUGUCCCCUUCACUUGGCACUUUUGGAUGAGGUCGCUUGUGUUCAUUCCUCCCUGCACGACCAGAUUCUUCGACUGUUGAUUCAAUUGUUUGAAUCCAAACAAGAUGAGCUGGAGAUUUUGGUUCAACUCGAAAUGAAGAAAAUGUUGCUGGACCGCAUGGUAAACUUGUUGGCUAGAGGAUGCGUGGUGCCUGUCGUGAAGUAUAUCCGGCAGUGCUGCACACGUGGCGACACGGAUAUAUCGUUGAUAAGAUAUUUCGUGACGGAAGUAUUGGAAACUAUCACGCACCCAUACUCGCCGGAGUUUGUGCAGUUAUUUUUACCGAUGGUGGAAAACGAAGAAAUCACUGGUUCGAUGCGAGGCGAAGGCGAUAACGAUCCGGUGUCAGAAUUUAUUGUUCAUUGUAAGGCUCAUUACACAACAAUUUAAACUAUGGUAAGUGAAUAAAAAAAUGCGAAUAUUUCAUUGGACAGAGAACGGUUUAUUUUACGAAAGCACUAAAUAAUUUAUU